GAACGUGCAGGUAACUUCAGGGUCACAGAACAUACUUAUUGUUAACGAGUUACAUAAUUUCUUCAAGGAGUUGUUGCACAUUGACUCUAUUAUGAGUGGUUUCACUCAGAAAAUAUGUUAUCUUUUAUUAAACGCAAUGGACUGUUCGGACUUCUGUUUUCGGCUUUGUUGUUAACAUAAAUGGCUGUAGAUAUUAUUUCGAAUUAAGAUAGAAGGUUUAGGACAUAGAGUUUAAGUUAAGGUUUAGGACUAUGCAUCAAAUUACAUAUACGUUAACUAUAAAUCACAGACUAUGAUCUUAACUGUAACCCUGAAUCCUAUCGAGAAUUUUAAUUAUAACAUUUAUGUAUGCGUAUAUCCUAAUUCGCAGUCACAAUCUCUAUCCAUAUCUAUCCAUACUUACUGCUUUCUGAAUAACUGAAUAAAAUCUGACAAGGUAGUUUAAAGACGCUCAAGUCCGCUCUUAUAUUUGUGUAGCCGGUGCUUGAAGCUGUUUUUCCAUUCGUUUAAAACAUCACUGAGCCAAGAGGCUAUAGUUAGCCGUCGUAAUAUUAGAAAUUCUGGUGUGGAUAAAAAAGAUUAUUUUAUCGUCGCUAGUAAAACUACGAUAAGCACCAUGAAAAAUCCCGUUGCAAAACGAGAGAAGUCUUCGAUAAAGAACGAACUUUUAUAGAACAGCAAGCUAAUCUUACGUGAGAGUUAUAUCUCGAGUCAUUUCAACUGAUAGUCUGAAUAUAUAUCAGUGACUUAAAAGGUCAUAAUAUAAAAGGUCCAAUUGAUGGUGAAUAGAAAUAAGCGAGGAGACAAAAGAAGGAAAGAUCGAAUUGUGCCUGGUACUAUUGCGUGAAGCAUGGAGGGAUCGGGUGACUCGGAUCCUUAAUCCAGACUUCCACAUGCUUCAGAUUAAGUUGAGCUGUUUGUCUGUGGCAUAUUCCCGAACUAUUCUUCAGGUGUUCAUGUCAAAAACUAAUAAGCUUAAGCAAGAGAGCCAAUUGUAGUAUUGAUCCCUCGCCACGUAAACUUCUUAAAGUCUGAGUAACAAAAUUUCAAGUUAACUUGUUCCCCGGAGAAAGAUAAUAACGAUACGCGGGUGUAACUGGAAGAUAAAAUUAGGAGGAAGAUGGAUCCAGCUGAAGGAGUAACCUGGAGAUUGUUUAGUGCGACUACGAACUACUACUCGCUGCUUAUUAAAAUAAACAAGACCGAUAUGGUUACUCAAGAAAGCAAAUAAUACUGCAGAAGGAUGCUUUAUUCAGCAAUUACUAAUUAAUACAUUCAUAAUGAAAAUGAAUAUCAUUUUAAAUCUUCGGUCAAUAAAUAAAUUUGGAUGAAAGCAACUGGAGUUAGUUAAUAAUCUGACGUGUAGUAUAACUUUCAUAGUUAAUAAAUUAAUUGACUUGACUGAAAAAUAGGACUCAUCCCUAGUUUAUGUGUUUGCUUCAUUUCUAACAAUACUUCUAGGCUAACUUUGCUGUUCUUUUCGUAAAAUAAAUGAAAAAUAUUGUUUGGACUGGUUUUCUACGUCAUGAGGAAGGAAUAUUUUUCUGACGAUUGGACAACACGCCAUUAGGUCACGUCUUUCAUGUUUGACUUAUCUGAUUCCGAAAUUGCAACAAUAUGCAAAGGCUGAAGACUUGUGUUUGUAAGCGGUGAAUCCUAGCAUGCUCAUGGCAUGGUAGGUCGAUCAUUGUGACAAAUUAUUCAGGUAGAUAAUAGAUGGCCCAAAAUGCCCUGGUACGGCAGAGAGUGGGGAGAGUCUGCUCUCCCUCUCGAAAUGCUCUCAUAUGGCCAUGCAAAUAUAUAGCCUCUGCCAGGGAAGUCCUACUCACUGCCUUCUCGUGGCGGGGGUAUUGUUCACAAAAGUGAGAGGACGAAAAGCAAAUGUCCGGCGCUUUAACCGGGUUGGUGGAUGUGGAGGAUCCACCUAGGGGAGUUGGAAAACCCUGGUUUCAAACCAAUGGUGUACAUGGGCUCCAGUAUCCCGAGGGAACGAAUCAAUCGUUGAUCACCGGUUACCAUGGGACUGCAUCUCCUCACGAUGCUCCACUGCCUUGUGGAUCAGAUCUUUCGGUCAAAGACUCCGGGUGUGGGCCCCUAAGAAAACCACCUGCUUCAGUCUGGGCACCUGGGCAGUAUCACAGCCCUCACACAAAUCGAAUGAGAUUUGUGAGGCGCAUAUUUAUCUGGUGCUUUUUGUACCAAUAUUUAUGUGUUUAAAUAAAUAAAUAAGAUGAAAUGCUUUCAACUAACACCAAUAAUAAGAGUUUAAAACUCACAGUAAUUAAUGAGCACAGAGUCACGGGUAACUAAGAUGACCAUUGCCAAAAGUUUCCUUAUUUUGUAAGUAAUCCGUAAAGCCUGUUGUAACUUAGAAAAAGGGAUAUUUAGGAUAUUCUGCCUGACGUACGUGAGACCUUAUUUGGAAUACCGAGUUCAAUCAACGAAUCCUUGUUCCAAAUAUGAGACGAAUAUGCUAGAAUGUGUUGAAUGACGAAGAACCAAACUUGCCUUAUCAACAGACUGGGAUACCUCAACCCAUUUCUGUUAUCCAGUAGUAGGUUGCAAGGUGAUGUAGUGCCAUGUACUGAACGAUGGUUUUGGUACUAAUAUAUUUUAUCUUUUUCUUCAGGUAGUCUGAAAGGACAUUCUCAGAUAGUUCCGAACCAAGAUCAAAUGGUCUAAGUCUGGAGUUGUUACUAACUGGAAUUCUCUGUCAGAAGACGUAGUAUCAGCACUUGCUGACACAUUCAAAGAGACAUUGAGUCUUCAUAAUACUAAAAAUCUCGAGGGUUAACAUGGAUCACUUGACCUCUUACCCUUACCCCUGAAGACUGAUUGCACCUUAUGGGCUUACUGAGUUUUUGGCUCACAUCUCUUGUUCAUCUCUCUUCAGAAUUUCCACUGUUCUCUGCAUGUUUUCCCAAUACUGAAGCUGCUUGCAGGGUAGAAUCGAAUAGCUGUAUAUUUUCAUCUCAUGGAGGGAUUUACUUCUAAGUCAAUAAUGUAUGAACUGCUCGAGUACGAAGCUUCUAUUCUUGUCGAUAUUCACCACGAGAGCUCAUUGUUGGUGCUUGCUGAUGGUCUGGGAAUGGAUACAAUUAUUUAUAACACACUAAGAUUACAUUCAGAUCCUCACAACUUAGUGCUUGUUUCGAACUAUCGUAUUCCAGAAGCUCGUUUUCUAACAGGUAUACUGGAAAAGAAUGGUAUAAUCCACUCCCCUGGGAUAAUUACUGCUGAGGUAAAUAAUAAGGAACGUGAGGCAAUUUACAAGCGAGGUGGUGUGGUAUUUGUCAGUUCUCGCAUAUUAGUUGUGGACUUACUGAUGGAAAGAAUGCCUGUCUCUUUGGUUUCUGGUGUCUUAAUUCUUCGGGCACAUGAGCUACACGAGGCAUGUCAAGAUAGUUUCGUUAUUCAGCUUCUCAGAGAACGCAAUCCCCAAUUGUUUAUCAAGGCUUUCAGUGACAACUCAUUGUCUUUGACUUCUGGUUACAAUCAUGCAGAAAGGAUUAUGUUGCAGCUGGGUAUUUCAAAGCUUGUUCUUUGGCCAAGAUUUAAUAUUCAGGUUGUUUCCUGUCUAAAUCAAAGCCAACCUGAUGUGGAAGAAGUUCACGUAAAGUUGACUUCAGAAAUGAUUAUUUGUCAGUCAUGUAUACUUGAUCUUAUGAAGGCGUCAUUAAAAGAAUUAUGCGAUCAAAAUCCAACACUAAAUACGGACGAUCUUACCUUAGAAAAAGCUUUGUUACCGAAUUUCGACAGUCUUAUCUCGUUAUACGUUGACCCUGUAUGGAAUCAGCUCAGUUCAGUUAGUCGACGUCUUAUCGGAGAUAUUGCCAGCUUGAGACGUUUACUACACUUAUUGAUUGAAGGAGAUGCUGUCAACUUUUUAACCAAUAUCGAAGGUUUACGUCAAGCCGCUCUAGCAAGUUUGGGCGUGACCCAAAAGAGUGAAAUAAAUUCAAGAAGGGCUGCUUCAAGAGGUUGUCCUAGUUGGUUUUUGAUGGACCAAGCUGAUCGUCUUUUGGCGUCUGCAAGGUCUCGUGUGUAUGCUGACUACAGCAAAAAAUUAUUAAAUGUUGAGAUUAGUCCAAAAUGGAAAGUACUUUCUGAACUACUAAAAGAAAUCUAUACCAACACAACUGAUCAAACAUCAAAUAGCACCAUAUUAAUUCUUGUCAGUCGCGAAAAUACAGCAAGGUAUCUGGAACGUUAUUUACAACGUGGAAUACAAUCAAUCAAGAAUUUUCUUGUUCAAACUUCAGAUCUACCUGAAUUACAGGCGCAUAAAAUAAUACGGAAGUCUCUCGAAUUAACGAAUACAAAAUGUUCUGGAGAAUCAUCUGUAACUAAUCUUACACAAAUUUGCAAAAAAUAUAAAUUUGAUGAAUUAUUUGAAGAUGAUGACAGUUCAUCUUCAUCAGAGGAAAAUUGUACAAUGGAAAAUACCGAAAAAAUCACUAGCAAUAAUAAUCGUUUGCCUUUAGGAUGUCAUGAAGUUAGCAUUCAUCCUAGUUUAUUAAUUUCAUCCAAUAUAAAGAUGUCUAAUUCACUUAGAAUUAUUAUACGUGUAGCACCAACAUUUUCAGGUGAUGAAAAUAGUCAGUUUUAUGGGUCAACAAAAGAUCACCCAGAUGUAUCGAAUUUAUUUAUGCAACAAUAUGGUUAUCGAUUAUCAUAUGUUUUAGAUGUUCUUCAACCUAAUUAUGUGAUAUUAUAUGAGCCUAAAGUAUCAUGGGUCAGAGAAUUAGAAGUGUACAAUGCACGUCUUCUAAUUCAACGUUUCUCGAAAAAUGAAUCUUCAAGUAACAUGGGAGAGCGUAAUAAUUCUUUACCUUCAUUAAAAAUAUAUUUUGUACUGUAUGAAAAUUCCGUUGAAGAACAACGAUAUUUAACAAGUUUACGUAAAGAAAAAGAAGCAUUUGAAUCUCUUAUUCAGCUAAGCAGUACUAUUGUUAUACCAAAAGAUACAACAAUACCAUAUGGAAAAUUGAACCCAGAUGAUAAUCAAGCCGUGUCUCGUGUAAUCGUAGAUAUGCGUGAAUUUCGUAGUGAGCUACCAGCACUCUUACACAGAAAAGGAUUAAAAGUAGAACCUAUGACUUUAAGUAUUGCAGAUUAUAUUCUUGCUCCGCAUUUAUGUGUUGAAAGAAAAUCUGUUAGUGAUCUCAUUGGUUCUCUUAACUCUGGACGACUAUAUCAUCAAGCUACUGCAAUGUCACGUCAUUAUGCAAGUCCAGUUCUUCUUAUUGAAUUUUCUAUACCUAAUAAAGUUUCUAGUUUAAAUCAUGGGAGCAAAAGAGGAUUUCAUGGAAAUGAAGCAGUUGGUUUUACCUUGUACACUGGGCGACAUGCAAUUAACCCUAGUUCAGAGUUUAAUUCCAAUCAUCUUUUAGCUAAACUUGUUUUGCUCACUAUUCACUUCCCUAAUUUACGAAUAUUUUGGAGCAUGACUCCCUAUUGUACUGCAGAAUUGUUUGCAGAGAUCAAACUUGGUCGGCCAGAACCAAGUGCUGAAAAACUUCCUCAGGAUGGUGAUCAUUUAGAGGAUCAUAAUGUUGAGGCUGUUGACAUGCUAUUAAAAUUACCAGGCAUAUCAUGGAAAAAUUAUCGGCGCAUAAUGAGUCAUGUUUCUUCGUUAUACGAUUUGGUUAACUGCAGUAUAGAAAGGUUAACAGAAAUUUUGGAUAACAGUGAAUCUGCUGUUAAACUGCACAAUUUCCUCCAUUCCAAAUGUAAUGGUUUAGUUUCAAAUGCUUCGACAGUUUCAGAUAUUGCUGAUGAAUCAUUCAAGUGUCCAAACAAACGUAAAGCCAGACUAAAUUUAUCAGCCAGUGUAAGAACACGUCGUGGCAAAGGUUGUGGACCUAGCAAAAGGUAGCUCGAUUUAAUCAAUAAUAAUAAAUAUUUGUAACAAAGUUGUACAUAAAAUAAAAUUUAAGUUCCUAUUCUAA
Messenger RNA from Schistosoma rodhaini, 5951 nucleotides. Lineage: Eukaryota; Metazoa; Platyhelminthes; Trematoda; Strigeidida; Schistosomatidae. The record is from the annotation of a GenBank genome assembly.